Molecule: messenger RNA, 1226 nt
Organism: Aricia agestis (brown argus)
Lineage: Eukaryota; Metazoa; Arthropoda; Insecta; Lepidoptera; Lycaenidae
Exons: 2
Coding region: 22-1197 (391 amino acids)
Source: RefSeq, a predicted model, not a curated record
UAAUCUUAAUAAUAAUUUACGAUGUAUAUUUUACAGCAUAAUGUUAUAGCUUUCUGCAGAACCAACUGCACACAUAGAAUUAAUAUGGAUUCAAAAUUGUUUUUAUUUUUAAUCGCAAUAUCACCAUCUCUUGCCGUAAAUGUGUCAAUUGAAGGAACCUUGAAUCUCGGAAAAGAGUUUCUAGACAAUCUGGCAGAACGAGUGGUCAACUCUGUGGGAAGUUCUAGAAGAAGUAUGUUGCCCGCGCAAGAAGAUAAAAUUACUUCAAUGAUCCGACACUCCUUAUUUAAAGCAACGAGCGACUGCGAAAAUUGCUCCUUGUAUAAAUUUAUAGAGGAGUACCUUAUAGUUAUUACAAAGACAAUGAGAAGGGUACUAAAUAAAUCUCUAGGGUCACAAUUCAUAGAUGAAGACUAUCGAAAUCAAGUGCAGGAAUAUGUUGAAUAUAUCAAGGAGGUACUGCUCGAUAGCACAGAUGAAAAUAAGCCCUCGUAUUGGAUAGUCACAAUCAAGAUAAUUAAUUCGAAGUUUCAACAGCUGAUUUUGGUUUACGCUGAAGAUGACGAUAAGGAUCUUCGUCACAAAUUAGUGCUAGCUACAGUCAUAUUGGAGAACAACUAUUUAAAUACUCUAUGUGUGGAACACGGUGUGUGUUCGACUAAAAAUAAGCUCUCAUCUGCUUUACUGAGUAUACUUUCAGAGCUGACGAAGGCUCCAUACCGGAAAAUGAAGUCUUUCCUAAGAUCUCUCUACGAAGCUGUGUUCGAAACGAAAUUUUACUCCCUCAUGAGUGACGAUUUCGCUCACCACUUGCAGGUCCAGUUCUAUGAGUUCGUCGAGACUCCGCAAAGAAGAAUUCUGAUGGACUUCCAGAAAAUUCUGGAGGACCACCUGAACGGUAGCGUGGUGGAACACACGCCGCGACACGUCGACCUCAUACGCGCCAUUUUGUCGGACUUAGACAUCAUUUACGUGGUCCAAUCGUCGGUGCCUUUCACGGAGUUUCUAGAAAGUUUCUACGUUUUCCUCAAGAGUGAUGUGCAACUGAACAUGCCCAAAAUAUUGUUGGAAAUCCAGAAAGUGAUAUCGGCACUCGCGACUGACUUCUUCAAUAAACUGUACAAUCAAGUGCAGGUCCUUCUGGAUAUUUUUCUCAGUAAAGUGCCGUGGGUUAAAAAGGAAUUUGUACCAAUGUAAGGAGGGAAUAUACAAGCGAUUUUAGAGGC